AUGAAAAUAGGCGGGAAAAAAUUGACUUGUGUAAAAUUAAUUUUGCCUCUCUCUCUCUCUCUCUCUCUCUCUCUAUUUUUUCGUCAUUUUCCUGUCUUCUCUUCUUUUCUCUUUUGUUUUUCACACUUUCUUCCACCCUUUCUUGUCUGUUCUUCUCUUUCAUUUUAUCUUUCUCACUCUCUUCAUCUUUUUCCUGUCAACUCUUACUUUUUCUAUCGUUAUUACUUCCUUUUCUUUCCUUUCACCUCUUUUUAUAUUGGUCUUUCUUUUCUUUCACUCUUUCUUGUCUUCUUUUCUUCAUUCCUUUUGUCUUUUUUGUUGACUUCUGAUCAUUCUUGCUCUCUCUUCUUUUUUUCCUUUUGUCUUUUAUUGCCGUUUUCCGCUCUUUCUUGCUUUCUUUUUAAUCAUUUGUCUUUCUCUCUUUUCUCCUAUUUUCUUGUAUUUUCUUCUUUUUUCACUUUUAUCUUUUCUUUGUCACUCUUUCGUUCUCUCUUAUCUUUUCUUCUUUUCCCUUUCUCACUGUUUUUUCUCUUUUCUUGUCAUUUCUUUUUUUUUUCACUCCGUCUAUUUUCUGCCAUAUUUUCUUUCACUUUUGUCUUAUUUAUUCCCUUUUGUAUUUAUUCGUUUCGCCUGUUUAUUUUCAUCUCAUUAAUUUAUUUUUUUUUCAUUCUUCUUCUACAACUCUUUGAUUUUCUUCUAAUCAUUUUUCUUUUUCUUUGUCUCUUCGCCUCUCUUAUUAUUUAUUCUUUCACACUCCUUUUCUUUUCUGUCUUUUCUUUCUCAUUUGCUUCACAGCAUCAUCUGCUUCUCUUUCUUUUCUUGAUAUUGAUUCUCUUUCCUGUUGACAUUGGCCUUCUUCUUCAUAUGUUUGCAUAUUCUCAGCUGCUACAUUUAAUUUAUUCGUUUCUUUCCUUGUUUAUUUUUCACUUCAUUUACUUCUGUUCAUUCUUCUUCUUCUUCUUCUUCUUCUUCUUCUUCUUCUUCUUCUUCUUUCUUUUCAAUAUCUUUUUUUUUCAGUUCAAAUUUACAAGAUUUCUUAUUUAUUUAGUCACGUUUAUUUUUUCUUUCCUCAAUGUUGAUUUUUUUUCUUUCUUUCAUGUACACCGUUAUAACUUUUCUGGAUAUAUGUUUUACUUUCUUUCUUUUUCUACAUUAUUUUCCUUUUUCGUUUACUCUUCUUUUUCCUUCUUUCAUUCCUUCGUUUUCUUUUUCAUUUUUCCUUUUAUUUCUAUAUUAUUUUCCAUUUCAUUUUUAUUUUUUUUCCUUUUCUUUUUCCUUCUUUCUUUUCCUACCUUAUAUCAUUCUUCCUUUAUAUCUUCUUUUCCUGCUUCCUAUUCUCCACAACUUCCUUUUUCCCUUUACUUUAAUCUCCCACUCGAUAUUUUUCCCUAA
Messenger RNA from Acanthosepion pharaonis, 1392 nucleotides. The record is from the annotation of a GenBank genome assembly. NCBI's taxonomy places the organism in Eukaryota, Metazoa, Mollusca, Cephalopoda, Sepiida, Sepiidae.